GUUAAGAACUCGCGUGGUUUCCGACGAAACGACGAUUCUUACUUAUGUCUGAUUGCACGAUAAUUAAACUAUAAAAUGUUUAAUAGUGUGAGGCGAAGACUGCUCAUCUCGGUUGGGAAUUUCUUAGUGCGGUCUGUUCAUGAGGAAGCUCUGUCAUCAUCCAAACUCCGUUUCAGUGCGAAAGCACAUUUGAAUAACACAUAUAGACGACUUUACUCUCAGAUAGCGAUCAAGGACCAAAAUGUAACGAGUGCCGACCUGAAAAACUGGAAUGAUAAAUUGAACGAGGAGAAGCUGCACGCAUUUCUGGCCGACCCCGAGAACAACAAACGCUUUCAAAUAUUAGAACUAGAGGUUGACGUUUUGCGGCAUAAUGCCGAGAAAGUUCCAAAUAAUAUUACAGCAACAGAUUGGUUGAUGCUAUUAGACAUGAAGAGCAAGACAAAGAGAAAAAAAUAUCUUGACUUUUUGUGGACUAAAGAGACAUUAAAAGAAAAGAAUAAAGCGAAGAAAGAGUUGAAAAAAGCCGAGUUUGCUAGAAAAAAGGAGAUGGAAUCUGAGGACACGGGUGAAAUGAAAUAUGGACUCCUAUAUAAUACAUUAUUUAUGCGUAUCUAUGAAUCAACUAUUAACCGUUUCUACAAUGGCAAAUUAAUUCAGAAUAUAAUGUUUGAACCAAAGAUAGUAUUUGAUUGUGGUUAUGAUGAUUACAUGAACCAACGGGAGAUACAUAAUUGCGCCAAACAAAUAUCCAUAGCAUUUGCCGAUAAUCGUAUUCAUGUUAAUCCUCUGUGCCUUUAUCUAUGCAACUUCAACUACAACGGAUUACUUAAGCAGUACCUUCAUCAGAAUAUACCUACUUUGUUAAACGAUGAUUUUCCAGUGGUUAUAACAUCACAGUCUUAUUUAGAUAUAUUUCCAAAAAAUCAGUUGGUAUAUCUUACUCCACAUUGUCGGACGGAACUAACUGAAUAUGAUCCAGAUAUGACCUAUAUUAUAGGUGCAUACAUAGACAAGGCUGAUUCACAACCAUUAUCUUUGGCAAAAGCCAAAAAGGAAGGCAUUUGCAUGGCCAAAUUUCCUAUAGAUAAGUAUCUUAAGUGGGGUAGUAGUUCGUCAAAGAAUCUCACGAUCAAUCAGUCGUUGAAAAUAAUGUUGGACCUGAGACACACGAGAGAUUGGAACGAGGCAUUGAAAAAUGUGCCAAAUAGAAAAUUAAAGUCCACUAGAGUAUUAAUGUUAAAAAGAAAAGUGGAGAAAUGUUUAUUCCAAUCAUCCACUCAGUCUAAACCUAAUGUUUUAAAGGAUUUUACGUUCCAGAAUAAAAAAAAAUAUUAAUCUUUAAUUAUUGUACAUAUUAGAUUGCAAUAAAUUAUAUAAAGAAUUU
Pogonomyrmex barbatus (red harvester ant) is the source of this 1387-nucleotide messenger RNA. RefSeq names its product mitochondrial ribonuclease P protein 1 homolog. The record is from RefSeq and is a predicted model, not a curated record. Gene Ontology annotation, cellular component: nucleus; nucleoplasm; mitochondrion. Gene Ontology annotation, biological process: mitochondrial tRNA 5'-end processing; positive regulation of mitochondrial translation. Lineage: Eukaryota; Metazoa; Arthropoda; Insecta; Hymenoptera; Formicidae. Gene Ontology annotation, molecular function: tRNA binding.